AUGCCGUCUUCAACAUAUUUAAUGAAAUCGUUCACAAAGACAUGCAAUGCACAGUGACUACGUCUUGUACGUAUGCUGUGUCUCUGACGCACGACGCAGGUGAAGAAAACGUCAGCGCGUGGCGCGGAACCAGCGGUUUGUGUGUCUGGUAGUGAGAAGUGAGAAGCAAAGAUGUAUCGUCCCAAGCCCACCCUAAGAGACCGACAGCACCUCUACAAGUUGAUAAUUAGUCAACUUUUGUAUGACGGAUACACCAACAUCGCCAACUGCUUGAUCAGCGAGGUGAAGCCGCCAAACGUGGUGUCGCCCUCGGAACAGCUUAUGCAGCUUGCCAAGAUGGGGAUGGAGAAUGACGACAGCGCCGUGCAGUACGCCAUCGGCCGGUCGGACACGGUGGCGCCCGGCACCGGGAUCGACCUGGAGUUCGACGCGGACGUGCAGACCAUGUCGCCCGAGGCCUCCGAGUACGAGACGUGCUACGUCACCUCGCACAAGGGGCCCUGCCGCGUGGCCACCUACAGCCGGGACGGCCAGCUCAUCGCCACCGGCUCGGCCGACGCCUCCAUUAAGAUUCUGGACACGGAGCGCAUGCUGGCUAAAAGCGCCAUGCCCAUUGAGGUGAUGAUGAACGAGACAGCCCAACAGAACAUGGAGAACCACCCCGUGAUCCGCACUCUGUACGAUCACGUCGAUGAGGUCACCUGCCUGGCCUUCCACCCCACCGAACAGAUCUUGGCCUCCGGGUCACGUGACUACACCCUCAAACUGUUUGACUACUCCAAACCCUCUGCAAAGAGAGCCUUUAAACACAUACAGGAAGCCGAAAUGCUGCGCUCCAUCUCUUUCCACCCGUCGGGCGACUUCCUGUUGGUGGGGACGCAGCACCCGACCCUGCGGCUGUACGACGUGAACACCUUCCAGUGCUACGUGUCCUCCAACCCCCGCGACCAGCACACGGACACCAUCUCCGGCGUCUGCUACAACCCCAGUGCCAACAGCUACGUCACCUGCAGCAAGGACGGCAGCAUCAAGCUGUGGGACGGCGUGUCCAACCGCUGCGUGGCCACCUUCGACAAGGCCCACGACGGGGCCGAGGUCUGCUCCGCUGUCUUCUCCAAAAACUCCAAGUACAUCCUGUCCAGCGGCAAGGACUCGGUGGCCAAGCUGUGGGAGAUCUCCACUGGCAGGACGCUGGUCAAGUACACGGGGGCUGGGCUGAGUGGGCGUCAGAUGCACCGCACCCAGGCCGUGUUCAACCACACCGAGGACUACGUUCUGCUGCCUGACGAGAGGACCAUCAGCCUCUGCUGCUGGGACUCCCGCUCAGCCGAGAGGAAGAACCUCCUCUCCCUGGGCCACAACAACAUCGUCCGCUGCAUCGUGCACUCCCCCACCAACCCCGGCUUCAUGACCUGCAGCGACGACUUCAGGGCACGGUUCUGGUACCGCCGUACCACGACAGACUGAGGCGGCCCGUGCCACGACUGAAGUACGGCCUCAAUGACCUCCUUCGCCUCUUCUCCGUUGUGCAACAUGGACUAGUUCAGUUCCACUUAAAACUCUUCAUUGCAAGAGGCUUUACUUCAGGUGUUUGAUGGUAGCCCAACUGUCCUUUGCCUGUUGCAUGACAUUUGGCAGCAUCGCUGCUAGGGGGUGCUGUUUUACAGCCGAAUGCUCUGGUGCAGUCUGUCACGGUCUUGCCAUUUCUAUUAGGAUGGUGUUGGCAGUUGAUCUUGAAGUGGCAACAGAACUGUAGAUGGGUGCUGAAUUGAAUGAUAUGCCGUUUUAAAUGGAACUGAUCUCAAAGACAUCAAUCGCCUUUUGUAUUAUUUUUCUUUUGUCUAUCCAAGAAUGUUUUCGGGUAGUCAUUUUUAAGAAGCGAUGUGGCACAACUUUUAACCAGGUAUUUGUCCAUCUGUAGUCAGUGAUGUAAAAUGGUUUUAUUAAAAAAAAUCAGCUAUG
Messenger RNA from Conger conger (European conger), 1962 nucleotides. RefSeq names its product cleavage stimulation factor, 3' pre-RNA, subunit 1 (gene cstf1). The transcript has 6 exons. Gene Ontology annotation, molecular function: protein binding; RNA binding. The record is from RefSeq and is a predicted model, not a curated record. Bases 172 to 1467 code for a protein of 431 amino acids. Lineage: Eukaryota; Metazoa; Chordata; Actinopteri; Anguilliformes; Congridae. Gene Ontology annotation, biological process: mRNA 3'-end processing. Gene Ontology annotation, cellular component: mRNA cleavage stimulating factor complex.